AGAGCGUGGGGUGAGAAGGAGUUGAAAGGUGGCCUCCCAGAGUUCCCCAUGGGCCCCCCCGGACCCUGACGGGGGUUCCCUGGGCUCUCGGGCCCUGACGGGGAGUCUUUCAGUAGGAGAAGCCGCGGCUCAACCUUGUGCCCGGCCCUCGGACCCCACAAACAAGAGGGGGCCUGGCCGCGGGGCUGAGGGGCCCUGGUGCGCUCCUUCCGCCCCGGACUCCUCGGGCGGCCCCAUGGCCGCGGCCCGAGUGGACCGGGCUGGGCAGGACCACAGUAGAGGACUGAAGUGCAGAGCCGGCAGUGUGGGACAGACCCGCGCGGGUCGGGGCGGGCGACAGGGAAGCUGCCGCCGGGGAAGCGCAGCUGCCGGGCGCUGGCCGGAAGCGCCCAUCGGGAGGCGGAAGUGGGUUGCGGCGGCGCUGUUGGGUGUCUGCUGUGGCACCUGUGCUGUGCAGUCCCCUCAGAUGCCUCUCCGCCGGGAUCUUCAGGAGCGUGGAGAACGAGUCUGUCAGGACAGGGACUCCUGUGUGUAAAGGCCAGACGAUUCGGACUGGUUUGCGGUAUUGGUAUUCUGAUGGGCGCAUGCGUGCCCCGCGCUCUUCAGUGUGGUUCUUGUCCGGCCAACAAACGUGACCUCCCUGUGCUCCCGCGCCCCUUUUCAUGAUCAGCAUCCAUCCUAUCUACCCUAACCUGAAAAUGUGACUCAGUACAUAAGGAAGAAAAAAAUGUCACAAAAGCAGAUGAAGGAAGCUUUUGUCAGUAACCUCAAUGGAACCAGUGUACUGGAAAUCAUCCAGGGCUUGUGUUUGCCUGCACUGUGUAUCCUCUUCCGAGGGCUCCUGAUCAUUCUUUCACAGUACUUAUGUUUUUCACAUACCUGGAGAACUCGAUUCUUUAUUGACUUUGUUGUCCUGAUAGUGCCUAUGGUGGCUACUUUGACCAUUUUGUCUUCAUUUGUCCUCUUUGAGCACCUUGCCAUAAUUAUCUUUGGGACAGGGCUGCUCUAUCAUAUAUAUUGCAGGAGGACUUACUCUGCCAGAAUGCCUCUCCGGAAGAUCCUUGAAAAAUUCUCAAAAAUCAGCCUAGAAUCAGAAUACAUUCCAGCCGUCUCCUGCUUCCGUGUAAUUAAUAGUACAUUCACUGCUAUUGCCAUUUUAGCUGUGGACUUCCCAAUUUUUCCCAGAAGAUUUGCCAAAACUGAGCUCUAUGGAACAGGAGCAAUGGAUUUUGGAGUGGGUGGCUUUGUUUUUGGAACUGCAAUGGUUUGUCCAGAGGUUAGGAGAAAAUAUACAAAAGGGUUCACAUUUAACUAUUUUAUAAAGUCACUGUACUCUGUUUGGCCAUUAAUCAUCCUAGGAAUAGGACGAUCAGUGAUUAUAAAAUCCAUAGACUAUCAGGAACAUUUAACUGAGUAUGGAGUGCACUGGAAUUUUUUCUUUACCUUAAUAGUUGUGAAAUUGGUAACAUCACUGCUUUUGAUUCUUUUUCCCUUAAAUAAAUCCUGGAUUGUGGCCAUUGGCAUUAGUGUAUUAUAUCAGUUAGCCCUUGAUUUUACUCCACUGAAAAAGUUACUUUUAUAUGGUACUGAUGGCAGUGGCACAAGGGUUGGUUUGUUAAAUGCCAACCGAGAAGGAAUCAUUUCUACCGUGGGGUAUGUGGCAGUACAUAUGGCUGGUGUGCAGACAGGUUUAUAUGUGCUUAAGAAAAGAUCAUGUAUCAAAGACUUGAUAAAAGUAGCAUCUCAUAUACUACUGAUAGCUAUUAGCCUUUUCAUAGCUCUUUACAUAGUUCAGGUAAACAUAGAAGUAGUGUCUCGAAGAAUGGCCAAUUUAGCCUUUUGUAUUUGGAUAAUUGCUUCUAGCCUCAUCCUCCUUAGUACUUUAUUAUUAGGUGAUAUAAUUUUGAAUUUUGCCAAAUUUCUAAUAAAAGGAGCUCUAGUCCCAUGUUCUUGGGAUCUUAUCCAGUCACCAGUAAUAAAUAAGCGUUCAGAGUCACCAGUUUCUGAAGCGGAAAUUAAGAAACCCAGUCUUUGUUUAAUCACAGCUAUUAACAGAAACCAGCUAGUUUUUUUCUUACUAUCAAAUAUAGCCACUGGCCUGAUUAACCUGUUGAUGGAUACAUUGCAGAGCAGUUCCUUGUGGGCCUUAUUUGUGCUCAAUCUCUAUAUGUUUACCAACUGCUUAAUUAUAUAUGUGUUACACUUGCAAGAUAAGACGAUAAAAUUUUGGUAAGCAAUAGGGGUAGGCUAGAUCUGUGAGCAGUAACUAUUGUAUUGAGGAAGAAUAAAUCUUAAGUGUGAAAAAGAUGUGCUGUUGGCAGUCCAGUGUUAACUAAAUUACAAAAUUAAAAUGAGCUUUUAAUCUUUUAUAAUAGUGGUGAUGCUUACUAUUUGAAUGUAUUUCAACACUUACAUAAAACCAAUACCAAAGAAACAAAACCUUGCUAUUUGUUAGAAUAUUUAUUAAAUUUCACUAUUUUAAAUAAAUUGGUUAGAGUUGUGACAAUGGAAGGUGGGGUGGAUUUUUUAACUUCCCAUCUUAUAUCAUUUAUACCAGCCUAUGUUUUUUAUCAUUUGUAUUACUAUUAUUAUAAAGUUGACAUUAAAAUA
Condylura cristata (star-nosed mole) is the source of this 2610-nucleotide messenger RNA. RefSeq names its product phosphatidylinositol glycan anchor biosynthesis, class W (gene PIGW). Gene Ontology annotation, biological process: protein localization to plasma membrane; GPI anchor biosynthetic process. The transcript is spliced from 2 exons. The record is from RefSeq and is a predicted model, not a curated record. Gene Ontology annotation, cellular component: endoplasmic reticulum; membrane. The coding region runs from base 728 to 2233 and encodes 501 amino acids. NCBI's taxonomy places the organism in Eukaryota, Metazoa, Chordata, Mammalia, Eulipotyphla, Talpidae. Gene Ontology annotation, molecular function: glucosaminyl-phosphatidylinositol O-acyltransferase activity.